Messenger RNA from Cydia splendana, 3343 nucleotides. RefSeq names its product heat shock 70 kDa protein cognate 5 (gene Hsc70-5). Gene Ontology annotation, cellular component: mitochondrion; cytoplasm. Gene Ontology annotation, biological process: protein folding. NCBI's taxonomy places the organism in Eukaryota, Metazoa, Arthropoda, Insecta, Lepidoptera, Tortricidae. Gene Ontology annotation, molecular function: ATP binding; ATP-dependent protein folding chaperone. The transcript has 14 exons. The record is from RefSeq and is a predicted model, not a curated record. The coding region runs from base 125 to 2185 and encodes 686 amino acids.
CAAGAAUAUUCGAUGCCAGAAAAAAUUAAAAAGGUUCUUUCAUGAAGUUGCGUCACCCACAUGUUCUGUCUGAAGUGAAUUAAAACCAGAAAUAAAUUGAAUAGUUGCUAAUAAAUUACUAAAAAUGUUGUGCGCUACGCGGGUGGUCGGCCGAAAGGCUUUGGAGUGUUCUGGCAUUGGUACGGACUUCUACACACAGAGAAAUUUCAGCACAAUCCUCAAAAGUUCCGCAGCCCCUACAGUGCCUAUUUAUCAGCGACAUGUACAGUACAGAAACAAAUCCGAUGGCGUCCGCGGCGCCGUCAUCGGCAUUGAUCUGGGUACCACCAACUCCUGCGUGGCGGUCAUGGAAGGCAAAACCCCCAAGGUGGUCGAAAACAGCGAAGGCUCCCGUACCACCCCCUCCCACGUCGCCUUCACCAAAGAGGGGGAGCGUCUGGUCGGCAUGCCCGCCAAACGUCAGGCCGUCACCAACAGCGGCAACACAUUCUACGCUACCAAACGUCUUAUUGGAAGACGCUUUGAAGACCCCGAGGUUCAGAAGGAUAUGAAGAAUCUUUCCUACAAGGUUGUUAAGGCCUCUAAUGGAGAUGCUUGGGUCCAAGGAACCGAUGGCAAAGUGUACUCUCCGAGCCAGAUCGGCGCGUUCGUGCUGGUGAAGAUGAAGGAAACAGCGGAGGCGUACCUCAACACGAGCGUCAGGAACGCCGUCAUCACCGUGCCCGCCUACUUCAACGACUCGCAGCGGCAGGCCACUAAGGACGCCGGUCAGAUCUCGGGCCUGAACGUGCUGCGAGUGAUCAACGAGCCCACGGCCGCGGCGCUGGCCUACGGCAUGGACAAGACUGACGACAGAAUUAUCGCCGUAUACGACUUGGGCGGCGGCACGUUCGACAUCUCCGUGCUGGAGAUCCAGAAGGGAGUGUUCGAGGUGAAGUCCACCAACGGAGACACGCUCCUCGGUGGCGAGGACUUUGACAACGUCAUUGUCAACUUCCUUGUCGACGAAUUCAAACGCGACCAAGGCAUCAACCUCCGCAACGAUGCGAUGGCCAUGCAGCGGCUAAAGGAAGCGGCCGAGAAGGCCAAGAUCGAGCUCUCGGGCUCCCUGCAGACCGACAUCAACCUGCCGUACCUCACAAUGGACGCGGCUGGCCCCAAGCACAUGAACCUCAAGAUGUCCCGCUCAAAGUUGGAAUCUCUAGUUGGAGACCUGAUCAAGCGAACGAUCGCUCCAUGCCAGAAGGCGCUCCAAGAUGCUGAGGUCCAGCGCUCUGAUAUUGGAGAGGUGCUGCUCGUUGGCGGCAUGACCAGAAUGCCAAAGGUCCAAUCAACAGUCCAAGAGAUCUUCGGUCGCGCGCCGUCCAAGGCCGUGAACCCCGACGAGGCCGUCGCCGUGGGCGCCGCCGUGCAGGGCGGAGUCCUCGCCGGAGACGUCACCGACAUCCUGUUGUUGGAUGUUACCCCGCUGUCGUUGGGCAUUGAGACGCUGGGAGGAGUGUUCACCAAGCUUAUCACUAGGAAUACCACUAUCCCUACUAAGAAGAGUCAAGUGUUCUCUACUGCGGCCGACGGCCAAACCCAAGUGGAGAUCAAAGUCCACCAGGGCGAGCGCGAGAUGGCGGCGGACAACAAGCUGCUGGGGCAGUUCUCGCUGGUGGGCAUCCCGCCCGCGCCGCGCGGCGUGCCGCAGGUGGAGGUCACCUUCGACAUCGACGCCAACGGCAUCGUGCACGUCUCUGCCAGGGACAAGGGCACCGGCAAGGAGCAGCAGAUCGUAAUCCAGUCAUCGGGCGGUCUAUCGAAGGACGAGAUCGAAAACAUGGUGAAGGCGGCCGAGCAGUUCGCCGCGGCCGACAAGGGGCGGCGCGAGCGCGUCGAGGUCGCCAACCAGGCCGAGGGCGUACUCCACGACACAGAGACCAAGAUGGACGAGUACAAGAGCCAGCUGCCGCAAGACGAGUGCGACAAGCUCCGUGAAGAGAUCGCGAAGCUGCGCGAGUUGCUCGCCAACAAGGACAGCGCCGACCCCGAGGCCAUCCGCACCGCCACCAGCACCCUGCAGCAGGCCAGCCUCAAGCUCUUCGAGCAGGCCUACAAGAAGAUGGCGGCGGAACGCGAGGGCCAACAGCCCGCGGGAGAGAGCCAGCCACAGCAGGAGAAACAAGAAGAGAAGAAGAACUAAAGAGACACUUGUGUCACCAGUAUAAGUCGAAUGCGGCCUUCGGGCGCUUUCUUUGAAGAGUUAUGGAGCAUAUUGGAAUUCCGCCUCCUACUGUAUUCUAUAUAAUAAAAUAUAUCCAAAUAGCAUCUAGUUUUUCUUUGGAGAGUAUUUUAGAUUCGAAAAUGCAUAAUUUACCAGCCAUAAUCAUAGAUUAAUGAAAAAAGCAGAUAUGUCACUCUUAACGAAAAUUCACAAUGAGUUAUACAUAUUGUCCUACCAAUUUUAUCUUAGAUUUAAUGACCUUGUGUUACUAGUUAUUUGGAAACAUUUUCUUCAACAGUGACAUAUCUAAAGUAAUCUGUUACGGCUUGAUUUCAUGCAUUUUUGUUCACAUGUAGUGAGAAAUUGUUAUUUAGUGCGAGGACUGGUAUUGCCUAGUGUUACGAAUGUAAUAAAUAUAUUUUUUAAUUGGUGUGUAUGGAUGUUUUCUGUUAACGGUUUUUCUACAUAUGUCUCGUCGGGAGGGGGUUUUCGUUCUGCAUUUCUGAUGAUUGAUGUGAUAUUCUGUAUGAUUUGAUAUUGUUUAUUCAUCGAAAUAUAGAUUAUGCUAACACCGAUUUGUCAGUUAAAAUAGGAGAAUCGUAGCCGCCUUACUGAUGUAGCGCAUGGUAUGAAAACUUAGCCUGGUCGGCAGAAGAUGAAGUUUUUUUUUUCAGAGUAACAGACGGUGUUGCCAUUAGCAUUUGCUAUUUAUCGGUUCUAAAAUUCCGGAAUAUUAAGUCACAACAAAAACCAGUGAUUUAUAUGUCUAAGAUAAUGCAAAUAUGGAUAAUGCAAAUACGAAAUGUAUAUCAUCUCAAUCAUUUGAGUUGCAGAGCGUAACUUGUUGGCAUUUAUGUUUUUUUUAUUACGGAAGUCGAGAGAUGUGUCGAAAAACUAAUUUUGUUUUGUUUUCUUUCUACAUUCACAAAGGCAUGUGGUUCUUUACAUAUAUUUCUAUAUAUUUCACCAAAUUAGUUUCAUAGCUUUAAAAGGAAAUAUAUGUAUUGAAAAUGCUCUGCGUUCAGAUAUGUAUACCGCAAUUAUUUUAAAUUGUUUGUACGGACAGAGUGCGGUGUUGCCGCUAAAUAGUAUGUAUGUGCGUUGAAUUAGAAUAGUGAAAUAUAUUAUUUCGAGAAA